This is a messenger RNA of Salmo salar (Atlantic salmon), 2928 nucleotides long. Its product is annotated as sorting nexin-18. Gene Ontology annotation, molecular function: protein binding; phosphatidylinositol binding. Gene Ontology annotation, biological process: plasma membrane tubulation; endocytosis; endosomal transport. Gene Ontology annotation, cellular component: plasma membrane; cytoplasmic vesicle. Lineage: Eukaryota; Metazoa; Chordata; Actinopteri; Salmoniformes; Salmonidae. The record is from RefSeq and is a predicted model, not a curated record.
UCGACUAUGCAUGCUUAUUACGUGUGAGGACUAGUCCUGUUACGAGCCUGAAGCAUCUGGAAUAGGACUUUCUCCCUCCUACCUAUUCAUGAAGAAAAAUAUGACAUUGUUCUUUGCCUUUUACGCAUGAAUUUACAGACUACAGACGCAUGCUUUACAACUCGAAACUUAUUUUCGGACGAGAUUCUACAGCCGCAUUGCAAAGGACUAAAACUAAAAACUAAAGAGGUUGGUGCUGAAUACAAAGUGAUACGGUGAUCCCAUGUUUCGCUCGCAUGACUAAUUAAUAUCAGUACUCAGUCUCGCGCGCUCCUAUUUUUUUAAUAUAAACUAUGGCGUUUAGAGCGAGAGCGUUGUACGACUUUAGUUCCGAAAAUCCAGGAGAGAUAUCGAUUACUGAGAACGAAGUUGUUACUUUGUACAGCGAACAAGAUGUCGAGGGAUGGUUAGAGGGAACUAACAGCAGAGGGGAGACUGGUCUUUUUCCAGCCUCAUAUGUGGAGAUUCUCACAAAUGAUUCAUCUGACAUCUCCUCCAACAACAAUGGUAUGUCGGGAGAUCAUGGUCAAGCCGAGUUGCCAUCAAGUGGAUAUGAUUCAUCAUACCAUUCCCAGUCCCACUCUCGUGCUGAGAGCAUUACAGUUCCGAACCCCACCCACUCUGCUUAUUCUGUGCAAACUUCACAGCACCACAGUUACCCGACCAGUCAAGGUAGUGAUGACGACUGGGAUGAUGACUGGGAUGACAGCUCGACUGUGGCGGAUGAACCUGGAACGAUACAUGACAAUGAUGGCACUAGUUCCACAGCAUACACGGUCACUACCACUUUGCCUGAGAGACGUAGCAGUGCCCAAGCCAAAAGUUCAGCCACAGUGGGUAAAAACCUCAACAGGUUUUCAACCUUUGUGAAAUCUGGCGGAGAAGCUUUUGUGUUGGGCGAGGCGGCUGCCUUCGUCAAGGACGGGGACAAGAUCUGUGUUGUCAUGGGCCAGUAUGGGCCAGAGUGGCAAGAAGACCCAUAUCCUUUCGCCUGCUCCAUCGAUGACCCAACCAAACAGACUAAAUUCAAAGGCAUGAAGAGUUACAUGUCAUACAGACUGACUCCCUCUCAUACCCAGAGCCAGGUGAAUAGAAGGUACAAGCACUUUGACUGGCUCUAUGCCCGCCUAGUCGAACGAUUCCCUGUCAUAUCAGUCCCCCAUCUGCCCGAGAAACAGGCCACGGGGCGCUUCGAACAGGACUUUGUCUCCAAGCGCAGAAAAGGUUUAAUAUGGUGGAUGAACCACAUGACGAGCCAUCCUGUCCUGGCCAGGUGUGACGUCUUCCAGCACUUCCUCACCUGCCCCAGCACAGACGAGAAGACGUGGAAGAUGGGCAAGCGAAAGGCAGAGAAGGAUGAGUUGACUGGAGCUAACUUCUUUCUGACCAUCUCCACCCCGGCGGUUCCACUGGACCUACAGGAGGUAGAGAGCAAAAUAGAUGGUUUCAAAGCCUUCACUAAGAAGAUGGAUGAGAAUUGUCUGUUCGUCAACGCUACCAUCAACGAGUUCGCCAGGAAGCAGAUCACCGGCUUUAAGAAGGAGUAUCAGAAAGUGGGCCAGUCCUUCAAACUGCUGGGCCAAGCCUUUGAGAUGGACCAACAGGCCUAUUCUGUAGGACUGAACCGUGCCAUAGCAUUCACAGGAGAGGCCUACGAGGUUAUAGGAGACUACUUUGCUGAGCAGCCCAGACAGGAUUUGGACCCCAUAUCGGACCUGUUGGACCUGUACAAGGGACACCUGGCCAACUACCCUGAUAUCAUACAUGUGCAGAAAGGUGCCCUUACCAAAGUGAAGGAGUGCCAGAAACAGGAAGGGGAGGGGUCAACCAUCAACGAGCGCUGUAACAUCAUUUCCUGCGCCACGCUGGCUGAGAUCCAGCACUUCCACCGUACGCGCGUACGUGACUUCAAGAGCCAGAUGCAACACCACCUCCAGCAGCAGAUCAGCUUCUUCCAGAAGAUCACUGGGAAGCUAGAGGAGGCACUGCAAAAGUACGACGAAUAUAUAAUAUAAGGGCCUGAAGAAAGGAGGGUGGCUACAGAGGGAUGGAGAGAGGAUGGUGGGGACAGAGAGAGAGAGAGAGAGGGGGGAAGAGGGGUCUUAGAGAGGGAGAGAAAGAAAGAUGGAUAGAGAUGAUAAAUAAAGUGCCCGGAGGAGAUAAGGCACUUGAAUGACUUGUUCAGUUCUCCAUGACCAGAUUAUUCAUCCAUUCUACAGUCGGAAGUGAGUGGAUCUAUGCAGGUGACGCAGUGACGGAUGGGAAAAUGGGGGAGAAAGAUACUGAAGAUACUCCUUCAUUAACGUUGUUUUCCGCAAAACUUGAUCAUGUAGUCUAGCUUGACAGGAUAUGUUAAGUCAUCACAUAUAAGAAGUGUCACUUCAGAAAUGAGUGGGAUGUCUUCCAUAAGGAACUGUAUAGAAUUGCAAAGAUAUCUCUUAAAAGACAUGUUUAACCUGUUGCAUUGAAUCCCCCUCAUUUGCCUUUUUCUCUGAACAAAUAUAACAAUUUCAGUUUCAUGGCAAAUAUGAAUGACAUGUCUCUUUGUGUGUGUGUGUGUGUGUGUGUGUGUGUGUGUGUGUGUGUGUGUACAUGUGUCUUAUCAUAGAGGGGGCAACCAAGGGGGGAUUGGUAUUUCAAUAUUCUGUUGUAGUUUCUGAACCUCAUUAUUUGAGACCUCCCAGAGAGCUCUGUGCCAGGAACAAGCUUUAAGAUUGUAGAACACUGGAGGAGAACAGAACACCUGAUUUUCCAUUCCUUCUUAUUGUUCCCAAUGGAGAGGGAGGAGGGAGGCACAAAUAACUCAACCAGAAUAAUACUGCAAAUGAUGUCUCUGUGGGAUUCCCUGAUGUCGAAGGACAUUGUUGAAAUUAAAUCCUUCCUCCUACA